Messenger RNA from Penicillium waksmanii, 876 nucleotides. Its product is annotated as Mob1/phocein family protein. The transcript is spliced from 5 exons. Bases 1 to 876 code for a protein of 291 amino acids. Gene Ontology annotation, cellular component: cytoplasm; nucleus. The record is from RefSeq and is a predicted model, not a curated record. Gene Ontology annotation, molecular function: protein kinase activator activity. NCBI's taxonomy places the organism in Eukaryota, Fungi, Ascomycota, Eurotiomycetes, Eurotiales, Aspergillaceae. Gene Ontology annotation, biological process: positive regulation of protein phosphorylation; signal transduction; cell division.
AUGGCUACUUUUUUCCAGAGUGUUCGCCAAGGGUUUGGCCGGGGUGGAAACAACAAGAACAACCCUCCCAAGAGCCCCGUACAAGCUCAAGCUCCCGCCAUGCCGAAUUCGCAUUCGCUUUCCAAUAGCCUCACCAUCGAUAACAUCGCCGCGAACGACCCGGACGCCCCCAAGUACUUCUUCCAGGAGAAAUAUGCCCCUCUUAAUGUGAGGGGCAACUUCUUAACCCUAUGUGCUUGUCCGAAGAAUGUGGAAUUGGGCGAGUGGUUAGCUCAUCAGAUUGUUGAACAAUACCGCCUACUCCACGGCAUGCUUCAGGUCAUCCAGGAAGUGAAUUCCGUAAAUGGAUUUCCCAUUUGCAACGAGCAAACAUGCCCCACAAUGUCUGCUGGACGAUUGACCUACACCUGGCUCGUCGACGGCCGCGCAGCUAAGAUCUCCGCACCCAAGUUCAUCAACCGCGUCGAGAAGUGGAUUGUCAGCAAGAUCCACGACCCUGUCAUGUUCCCCACCGAGAAUGUCACCGGCAUCCCCGAAACCUCUUCCACCCGAGACGCAGCCGAUGACUGGAUCGGCAAGUCCAGUGGAUUCCCCCAGACCUUCUACAAGGACUGUCAGGGUAUCAUGAAGCAGAUGUUCCGCUGCUACGCGCAUCUGUAUCACGCCCACUGGCUCAACCCCUUCUGGCACAUCAACAAGCACGAUAUCCUCAACAUGUGCUUUGUCCACUUCGUGACCGUUGCCAAGUACUACCAGCUCGUUUCGGACAAGGAGAUGGAGCCGAUGCAGCCACUGAUCGACCUCUUCAUCAAGCAGCAACGGGUUCCACCCGAGGCGCUGAACGGCGGCCACUGGGCUCAACAGGCCACCAACUGA